Molecule: messenger RNA, 1085 nt
Organism: Sardina pilchardus (European sardine)
Lineage: Eukaryota; Metazoa; Chordata; Actinopteri; Clupeiformes; Clupeidae
Gene: pnocb
Product: prepronociceptin b
Exons: 3
Coding region: 234-1046 (270 amino acids)
Biological process (GO): sensory perception; neuropeptide signaling pathway; chemical synaptic transmission
Cellular component (GO): axon terminus; dendrite; plasma membrane
Molecular function (GO): opioid receptor binding
Source: RefSeq, a predicted model, not a curated record
AGAGCAAGAGAGAGAGAGACAGAGAGAGAGACAGAGUAGAGCCACCACUGCCACAAGAGAACAUCAUAUACAAGGCAUACACUGAAGACACACUGGGAGUGCUUAUUUCUACUGCUAUCACAGACAUCUUGCCCCUCAGCCUCUGUGCGCGUGUUUUAGUCCUCCCAUCCCUGCUGCGUCAUCGCCGUCGUCGUUGUUGUCGCCGCCGCCUUCGCCAUUCGUUCCCGUGAGCCAUGAAGACGCCGCUCUGGACCCUGUUGCUGCUGAGUCUGGGUGCCCCGGCGCGUGGAGACUGCCAGAGGGACUGCGUCUCCUGUGGACUCCUCCUUCCUGAGCACCAGGCCUUCAGCACACUGGUGUGCUUGCUGGAAUGUGAGGCCCAGAUGUCCUCUGCACUGACCUGGGACCUGUGCCAAGCCACCGUGAGCCAGAUGCCUGUUUCUCGCCAGCUACACGAAGGGGCCAUGACCAACCGAGAUGACUACAGCGGCCCUAUGAGCCUGGAGGAGGGCGAGGAAGAGGAGAUCAACCAAGAGGAAGAGCAACAGCAGGAGCAGCAGCAGCAGCCGGGGGCAGCCAUUGAGACCAGGGCCGCCGAGUGGUUCCGAUCCGCGCUCGAGGCUGAGCAGGUCCGGGAUGCUCUGGUGGACGAGGAGGAGGACGAGGAGCGGGGGCGGGAGCGGGACGGCAAGGCGUCGCCAGACCGCCAGGGCGUGUCGGGGUCCGACCUGGAGGCGGCCGGCCUCCACCUGGCCAAGCGCUUCGGCGGCUUCAUCAAGGGCCGCCACAGCUACCGCAAGCUGGUGGGCCGGGACCUGGCGGCGGGGGCGGCGGCGGCGGCGGGAGGCCCAGGGGCCGAGGAGGAGGAGGGUCGGCCGCUGCAGAAGCGCUACGGCGGCUUCAUCGGCAUCCGCAAGUCGGCGCGCAAGUGGAACAGCCAGAAGCGCGUCAGCCAGCUCCUGCGGCAGUACCUGAGCCUCACGGGCCGCCCCGGCCGCUUCAACAACCUCUCCGCGCCCGGCCUGCGCCGGCCAAUCGACCUGUAGGCCGCCACGCCACCCCCCCCCAACUCGCCAUCCGAGCCC